This is a messenger RNA of Miscanthus lutarioriparius, 1167 nucleotides long. The record is from the annotation of a GenBank genome assembly. Lineage: Eukaryota; Viridiplantae; Streptophyta; Magnoliopsida; Poales; Poaceae.
AUGGAGACCGGCUACUGCAACCGCAAGAAGAACGACGGCAUCUGCGAGGGCGUCUGCGACAGCGAGCUUGGUUCAAAGUCAGUCCUGAGCAUGUCAAGGCUGAAGUGCGCACUGCGGGGAUUUGAUCUGAGGGUUCUCUUGAUUCUACUGAUUGGUGUGCCAAUUCUGAUCUUUGCCAUAUAUGUGCAUGGCCAGAAGGUGACUUACUUCCUCCGACCAAUCUGGGAAAAGCCCCCGAAGCCCUUCACAAUACUCCCUCACUACUAUCAUGAAAAUGUCUCGAUGGACAACCUCUGCAAGUUGCAUGGAUGGAAAGUCAGGGAGACUCCACGCCGUGUCUUUGAUGCUGUGCUCUUCAGCAAUGAGCUUGACAUUCUUGAUAUCCGUUGGCACGAGCUUAGCCCGUAUGUGUCAGAAUUUGUGCUGCUUGAGUCCAAUUCAACCUUCACUGGCAUAAAGAAGGACCUUCACUUCAAGGAAAACCGCCAGCGGUUUGACUUCGCUGAAUCACGGUUGACCUAUGGUAUGAUAGGUGGAAGGUUUGUGAAGGGAGAAAACCCAUUUGUUGAGGAAUCAUAUCAAAGGGUUGCUCUUGACCAGCUCAUUAAGAUUGCAGGCAUCACGGAUGAUGACCUGUUGAUCAUGUCUGAUGUUGAUGAGAUCCCAAGUGGUCAUACCAUCAACCUCCUGAGAUGGUGCGAUGACAUUCCUGAGAUACUCCAUCUCCAGCUCAGGAACUAUCUCUACUCAUUCCAGUUUUUACUUGAUGACAAGAGCUGGAGGGCUUCAGUACACAGAUACAGAGCUGGAAAGACGAGGUAUGCACAUUUCCGGCAAACAGAUGAACUUCUGGCUGAUUCAGGGUGGCACUGCAGCUUCUGCUUCCGCUACAUAAAUGAUUUCAUCUUCAAGAUGAAAGCCUACAGCCACGUUGAUCGGAUCAGAUUCAAGUACUUCCUAAACCCAAAGAGGAUUCAGCACGUGAUUUGCGAAGGUGCUGAUCUUUUCGACAUGCUUCCUGAAGAAUACACAUUCCAAGAGAUCAUUGCCAAGCUGGGGCCUAUUCCAAGUACAUUCUCUGCUGUUCAUCUCCCUGCCUAUCUGCUGGAGCAAAACGAUCUGUACAGAUAUCUUCUUCCAGGCAACUGCGUCAGAGAGAGUGGCUAG